AUAAUUUUCAAAGCUUGUUGAAAUAAUUUAUUAAAGAUGCAUUCAUUCAAAAUAUCCACGCCCGGCAAAGUAAUUUUGCAUGGAGAACACGCGGUGGUAUAUGGGAAAACUGCUCUAGCAGGUAGUUUAGAUUUACGUACCAAAGUCAAUUUUACUGAAUUACCUGACGAAUCGAGCGAUGAGAUCAAAGUGGACUUCCCUGGGGUGGACUGUAGCUUUGUGAUAAAAAUCGGCUCGCUUAUGGAUUAUUUCUUUACCGAGGGUUCACUUAACGAGUUCGAUGUGGAUUUUCGUAACAAAGUGCAGGAAUACGUCGCCAAGAAGAUAACUUUUAAUAGUACAGCACAGCUUUUAAGCUUAGAAGCAUUCGUGUAUUUGCUCGUUUACAUGACCAUCAAGGAGCGGAUCAAAUUGAAACCAUUCCACUUGCAUUUAACCACGCAGUUGACGAUCAGAGCGGGUUUAGGUAGCUCAGCGUCGUUCGCCGUAUGCCUCGCUGCAUGCUUUCUGCAUUGGUCAUAUUUGCAAAAAGGUGUUGAGAGAGAUUUCAAUCAUACCGAUCUUGAAAAGAUCUCUGCAUAUGCGUUCAGAUCUGAGAAAAUCAUGCACGAGUCUCCGUCCGGAAUAGACAAUAGCGUGUGCACGUACGGCUCCAUGAUUGAAUACCGAGCGGAGGAACCGAUAUUCAUGUUACAAGUGCCAAAGAUGAAAAUUUUGCUCGUCGAUUCAAAAGUCAGCCGGAAUACUAAGGAUCAAGUAAAACGAGUGGAACAACUGAGGAAGUAUUAUCCCACCAUUAUCGAACCUAUCUUGCACAGUAUCGAUGGUGUGUCACAGAUGGCCCGUAACGUUUUUAAAAAGAUGCACGAGACGCCUGAAAAUGAUGAAGACGGUUGGCAAUCAUCGUACGAAGAGUUGAAGACUCUAAUCUUCAUAAAUCAGAAACUGCUAAGCGCGUUAACCGUGUCACAUCCGAAGCUGGAUACAAUUUGCGCGGACGCACAGAAUCUGUUCCUCGCGGGGAAGCUCACGGGUGCUGGCGGAGGUGGAUUUGCGUAUAUCUUGCUGCCACCGCAUAAGAAGGAAGAAAAGAACCAGGAAGCGCUAACGCGAAUCUUAAAAGAGAAAGGUUUCGAUGUCAUAGAAACUGUACUAGGUGGCGAGGGAGUCAAAAUAGAUAAAUAAUGUAUUAUAAAAAUAGCACGAGUUCAAUUACAAAAUGGUGUAAGGGAGGAAUUUUAUGAAUGGGAGAAUGACAUUUUACGUGUGACAUGUUCAUAUCUUAAAGAAUAAUGAAUUUUAUGAAUGAAAUUUUAUGAAUAACAUGUUCAUAUAUUAAAGAAUAAUGGAAUAUACAUUUGUUAAAUAAAUAUCGAAAUUAUCACAUUAUAAAGAUUAAACUAACAAUAAAAUAUUCUCUUGUACUGAUAAUACGUAACAAUUAUCAAAGAUGUCUGUUAUAACAUUAUUAUAAAUUAUCUAAAAUAUAUUAUAAUACAAU
Messenger RNA from Ooceraea biroi (clonal raider ant), 1501 nucleotides. RefSeq names its product mevalonate kinase. Gene Ontology annotation, molecular function: ATP binding; mevalonate kinase activity. NCBI's taxonomy places the organism in Eukaryota, Metazoa, Arthropoda, Insecta, Hymenoptera, Formicidae. The record is from RefSeq and is a predicted model, not a curated record. Gene Ontology annotation, cellular component: cytoplasm; cytosol. Gene Ontology annotation, biological process: isoprenoid biosynthetic process; isopentenyl diphosphate biosynthetic process, mevalonate pathway; cholesterol biosynthetic process.